Spodoptera littoralis (African cotton leafworm) is the source of this 1041-nucleotide messenger RNA. The record is from the annotation of a GenBank genome assembly. NCBI's taxonomy places the organism in Eukaryota, Metazoa, Arthropoda, Insecta, Lepidoptera, Noctuidae.
AUGGUGCCGCUAGGUCCCGGCCCAGGCCAUCCUGCUGCACACCAAACACACGGUGGACCUUCGGCCAAUCUUUCCGGGCCAAAUUCGUUAUCACAAUCUGCACCACAAUCAAACAAGUCUUCAGUGGCGAAGCCGAACUACACGCUCAAAUUCACACUCGCGGGUCAUACAAAAGCUGUGUCUUCAGUUAAAUUCAGUCCAAAUGGAGAAUGGUUGGCAAGUUCCUCUGCUGACAAACUUAUCAAAGUAUGGGGUGCUUACGAUGGCAAAUUUGAGAAAACAAUAUCAGGACACAAAAUGGGUAUUAGUGAUGUGGCUUGGUCCUCAGACAGCAGGUUGAUAGUCAGUGCCAGUGAUGACAAAACCUUAAAGGUAUGGGAACUGAGUUCAGGCAAAUGUUUGAAGACACUAAAGGGACACAGCAACUACGUAUUUUGCUGUAAUUUUAAUCCACAAAGCAAUCUUAUCGUAUCGGGAAGUUUUGAUGAGAGUGUACGGAUAUGGGAUGUGAGAACAGGCAAAUGUUUAAAAACACUACCAGCGCAUUCAGAUCCAGUAUCAGCAGUGCAUUUUAACAGAGAUGGCAGCCUUAUCGUAUCGUCCAGUUAUGAUGGAUUAUGUCGAAUCUGGGAUACAGCAUCAGGUCAAUGUCUAAAGACGUUGAUAGACGACGACAAUCCGCCGGUUUCGUUUGUGAAGUUCUCUCCAAAUGGCAAAUAUAUUCUGGCGGCGACACUUGACAACACACUCAAACUAUGGGACUACAGCCGGGGCAAGUGCCUCAAGACUUACACAGGACAUAAAAACGAAAAAUAUUGCAUUUUUGCCAACUUCAGUGUCACUGGAGGAAAGUGGAUAGUAUCAGGCUCGGAAGACAACUUGGUGUACAUCUGGAACUUGCAAUCAAAAGAGAUCGUGCAGCGGCUGUCGGGGCACACGGACACUGUGCUCUGUACGGCGUGUCACCCCACCGAGAACAUCAUUGCGUCGGCAGCCCUCGAGAACGACAAGACUAUCAAGCUUUGGAAGAGCGAUACUUAA